AUGCAAAUCACAAAGAUUGCCGCCCUCCUCUCCCUGGCCCUGCCCGCAGUCCUGGCUGACGGGCAGGUGCGUGGAGCCGGGAAGCGCCGCGACGUGGGCGUGCUGGCCAGCACCAACCCGACGGUGACGGGGCGGUCCGUCAGCGCGCCUACAGCCGUGGCGAGGCGCUCGCCGCACAAGAGCAAGUCCGGCGACCCGUUCGUCAAGACCAAGCCGGGACAGUCGCAGCAGAAGGCGGCCGAGAAGGCGCCCGAGGACAGAAAUGGCAAGUUCAGCAGGCUGCCCACCAGGGCCACCUCGGGCCAGUCGGAGGCGGAGCAGAACAACCCGAGCAAGCGGUCCCCCGAGCCCAAAAAAAAGAACAGGAACAAAAACAGAAAUAAGAACAGGAACAAGAACAAGAAUAAGAACAAGAAUAAUGCUCAGGCGGCUGCCGCAACGGGGGCCGCCGCCAAGAACAAGGCCGCCGAACCGCUUAUCAAAGCCAACCCGGGCCAGUCGCAGGCCGAACAGGACAAAAUCACCGCGGCGCUCGACGCAGAGAAUAACCCGAGCAAGCGGUCCCCCUCGAUCGAGAACCAGAACCAGAGGAGGCACGACGAGCCGCGCAUCUUGGCCAGCCCGGGGCAGUCGCAGCAGGAGGAGGACGAAAUUACGGCCGAGCUGGACGCAGAAAAUAACCCCAGCAAGCGUUCCCCCGAACCCAAAAAGAAGAACAGGAACAAAAACAGAAAUAAGAACAGGAACAAAAACAAGAACAAGAACAAGAACAAGAAUAAUGCUCAGGCCGCAGCCGCAACGGGGGCUGCCACCGCCAAAAACAAGGCCGCCGAGCCGCUCAUCAAAGCCAACCCGGGCCAAUCGCAGGCCGAGCAGGACAAGAUCACCGCGGCGCUCGACGCGGAGAACAACCCGCAGCCGCCUGCUCGUGCCGCACAGAUUCUUGGAGGCAAAGGCAAGAAAUGAGAGCAAAGCAUCAUGUUUCAUCGAGUGGCUUCUGGAGAGCAAAUUGUGGUUUCUCUUUUUUUUUUGUUUAUAGCGGCAAGAGGAGGAUGGGGGCCGUCUAUUAUGUGGCG
Pyricularia oryzae 70-15 is the source of this 1076-nucleotide messenger RNA. RefSeq lists its product as uncharacterized. Lineage: Eukaryota; Fungi; Ascomycota; Sordariomycetes; Magnaporthales; Pyriculariaceae. The transcript has a single exon. The coding region runs from base 1 to 966 and encodes 321 amino acids. The record is from RefSeq and is a predicted model, not a curated record.